Molecule: messenger RNA, 3627 nt
Organism: Brassica rapa (field mustard)
Lineage: Eukaryota; Viridiplantae; Streptophyta; Magnoliopsida; Brassicales; Brassicaceae
Product: rop guanine nucleotide exchange factor 7
Molecular function (GO): guanyl-nucleotide exchange factor activity
Source: RefSeq, a predicted model, not a curated record
AACCCAAAAGCUUGUGUGAAAUUUACCAUGGUCUUAGAGUUUGCAAACAUGAAGAACAAGAUAUGGAACUUCUUAACAUUAGUGCCCUAGAAAACAAAAUAUGAAACUUCUAUAAACCCAUAAGAAUCUUAUCUAAAGCAUAAGUAAACGUUUAACUUUUUCUGAAUAUAAGUAACCGUUUAACUUAUCUUCGCAAGUCCAUGUUUACAAGUUUACAACCUUUUACAUCGAAUUAUCAGACAAACAGCGAAAGUUAUGAAGCUAUACAAUUUCAUUAAAAUUAAUAUAAAACAUAGGUGUGACCACUCGAUCGUAACAUAUACGCAAAGACAGGAAAAAACCGUUGGAGAUUAUGGUUAGGUUUGGCCAAAGACAAAGCAUCACUUUCUACUUUUAUCCUCAGGAUUGGACCAAGUUGUGGUCACUAUGGAGAGCCUAUACGCUACACCAUUCAUUUAAUGAACUUGAUAAAUGUAGCAAUGUAAAACAAAAACAUCGAAACAGAUUUUUGUUUUGAACGUUAGAAAGAAAAUUAUUGAUAUGGGAUUUAAUCAGCUUUUCACGUAUUGAAUGUGUUUUCUUUCAUAUUUACCUUGACAAGAUGACGCAUUCAUUGUUCUGGAUUGAAUGCUUCAUGAAAUUAACACUUUUGAAAUUUGGAAAACUUUAUAUUUCAAACUAUUUUAAAUCAGAUGCAGUGCUUUUUAACCUUUAAAAAGAAAAUAAAAUAAAUAUUUUAUAUUUUGAGUUAUCUAAUAACAUGAUCAGAUAAGUCAAAGUACAAGAAUAAAAUCUGACAAAAUUAGAUUUAUAGAUAUAUUGAUAUAAUUCAGUCGAUAUUGUAACUUACUUUUCACUUUCUCUAUCCUUGUUAUUUAGUUAUUCUAAUUUUGACAUUUACAAAAUUUAAAAAUUUGAUAGCACAAAGUCUAAUAAAAAUUGAAGCUGUAAUAUAAAUCCAUAAGGAGUUUUCGUAACGAGUCGUGGUUGGUCCAACUGAAGACGUCGGGUCCAAAUCAAUUGGCCUAAACCAAAAUAGUGACACCAACAACAACAACAUUUGUGAAUGUUAAGAGUAAUAAUAAACGUGACAAGUAGGAACAAUAAUACAAAUUGUUGUUAGAGGAAGUAGCAUUUGAUGAAUGCGACUUUCUUCUUACAAUAUCAGUUAUGAUAUUAUAGAAUGCAAUAUACAAAUCUUGUAGAAUACAUUUUACCAACAACAAAAAAAAAGAGGGUAGAAUACGUAAUAUAAUUCUAAUAUUUUGUGGUUAGCAAAUCACAAUCAAAAACUAAAAACAAGAGAAAUAAAUAAAAGUAAACCGGAGGGACAUGGAAGGGUGGAUCCGUCAACCACAUGAUUCCCAUAAUCAAAAACUAGUAGUACAUUAAAAGGAAGGAUCUUGUCGUCAUCGAUUUGGAUUAGUUUACAAUUAAACCCGAAGAUUAAAAUAAUCAACUUCUGCGUAGAGUGAUAAAAGUUUUUAAGUGUUAUUAAAACGGAAGCUGAAGAUGCAGAGAUCGAGGAGAGAGCAAGAAGAGCCUCGUCACUCACACAAGUCUUCUCUCUCUCUCUCUGCAUUUUCCGAUCGAAGAAAGAAAGAAGAGCUCAUUAAUGUAAUGGUAAUGCGAUUCAAGCACGAGAAUAUCCAGUGGUGAGUGAGUGAGGCUCCUUCCUUCCUUCCCUCGAGAGCGUUUUGGCUUCACGUGUUGAAGACUGUGUUUUGAAGGAGAGAGGCAAGAGUUGAUAAUGGGUGCUUCUCCGGAGAAGUUGAGAAUCGACAUGCGAGAGGCAGAAGAGAAAAGAAGAGAGAGCAGCUGCUGCAGCAGCUCAGAUUUUCCGAUAUCGGAAACAAUCAGACGAGAGGAGGAGGAGGAACAAAGCCCUAGCACUACGGAGGACUUCACAGCUUCUCCGCUUUCGUCGCGAUGGUCGGUGAAGAACGUCGACGAUGGGGGAGAUAAGAAGAUUCGCCCCAAACAAUCAAGAGUCUCAGAGAUUGAGAUGAUGAAGGAAAGGUUUUCGAAGCUACUUCUUGGAGAGGAUAUGUCUGGUUCUGGAAAUGGUGUCUGCACUGCUCUAGCCAUCUCCAACGCCAUCACCAAUCUUUGUGCUACCUUGUUCGGGCAACUAUGGAGGUUAGAGCCUCUUCCUAAGGAGAAGAAAGACAUGUGGAGACGAGAAAUGGAAUGGCUUCUCUGUGUCAGUGAUCACAUCGUUGAGAUGACUCCUACUUGGCAAACAUUCCCUGAUGGAACCAAACUCGAGAUAAUGACCUGCAGACCAAGAUCAGAUCUUUAUGUUAACCUCCCAGCUCUCAGAAAACUGGAUAACAUGCUUCUCGAGAUAUUAGAUAGCUUUGAGGAGACUGAGUUUUGGUAUGUCGACCAAGGAAUCGUGGCACACGAAUCAGCAGCAGACGGAUCAUCUUCUUUUCGAAAAUCUUUUCAGAGACAAGAAGACAAAUGGUGGCUACCGGUUCCACGUGUUUCACCAGGAGGUUUGCAAGAGAACUCAAGAAAACAGUUGCAGCAUAAACGGGACUGCACUAAUCAGAUACUAAAAGCUGCUAUGGCCAUCAACAGCAUCACACUCGCCGACAUGGAGAUCCCUGAAUCAUAUCUCGAAUCUCUUCCACGGAGAGGAAGAUCCUGCCUCGGUGAUCUGAUCUACAGAUACAUCUCGUCAGAUCAAUUCUCACCUGAAUAUCUUCUUGAUUGCCUUGACUUAUCCUCUGAACAUCAAGCCAUAGAGAUAGCUAACCGAGUGGAGUCAUCCAUCUACCUGUGGCACAAAAGGUCUAAUUCAAAACCAGCUACUAAUACCAAAACGUCGUGGGAGAUGGUGAAAGAACUAAUGGUUGAUGGAGAGAAGCUAGAGGUGAUGGCCGAUCGAGCUGAAAGUCUGUUGAUUUCUUUAAAACAACGGUUCCCUGGUCUCCCUCAAACCGCUCUAGACAUGAGCAAAAUCCAAUACAACAAGGACAUUGGAAAAUCGAUUCUGGAAAGCUACUCGAGAGUUCUAGAGAGCUUAGCGUUCAACAUUGUAGCACGUAUCGAUGACUUGCUCUUUGUUGAUGAUCUUACGAGACACUCAUCGGAUCAGAUACCAACAACAUUGGGUAACAACGGUAGUGACGCUGUAAAGAACAAUGCAUUGACUGCUACAACCUACACAACACCAAGCUACUCUCCUGCAAAAGCGGAGCUGGGAACAUCAGUCACAACAGUGCCGCCGUCUCCUUCAAGGUUCAAGAUUCCUCACAGUAGCAGCGUUAAAAGGGUUUUGACGGCUUAUGUAACAAAGAACGAACCAAGACUGAAGGAUAUUCAGGUGGAAAGAUCGAGUCGUUCAUCGUCGAGUGAGAGAUUGUCUCUCGAGAAAUGCAUGAAGGAGUCGUUGAAUGUGUCGAACCUUGAUCCUGGGAUUUGAAAAAUGCUCCCUAGUUCCUUGGAAUAGUAGUCUCUGCUUUUGGAUCCCGUUCUUGUUUUUUUUCAUUAUUACUUGUCCUCCUUAGUGUUCCCUUUCUUUCUUGUGUUGUGUGUAGUAGCUUAGAUUGUAUAAUGAUAUUUGGAAAGAUUGGGUUUGAGAGUUACAGAAAUGGAGCCAAGUCGAUAACCAGACCA